AAUUCUGUAAUGGAUCAGUUUCUACUCAGUUUCUUCAUAUUCUUCAGCUUUUCAACCUCGUAUCUCAAUGCCCAACAAAUGUAUUCAGCAAACUCAGUUAUGGACUGCAACAACACAGACGAAACCGGCCCUUCUCCGGCUUUUCUUUAUUCAUGUAAUGGUAAAAAGAAGUCCUGCCCAGCUUUUCUGAUCUUCAGGUCUCAAUCUCCUUACAAUUCAGUGACCACCAUUUCAAACCUCACAAGUUCGGACCCGUUGGAGCUUGCCCACAUCAACGAUGUCCCGAUUCUCACUCUCUUCCCUCCUGACAAAGAGGUGAUUGUUCCUGUGAACUGUUCUUGUUCAGGUCAGUACUAUCAAGCCAACACCUCUUAUCUUAUUCAGAGCCUUUAUGACACUUACUUCACACUUGCAAACUACACAUACCAGGGGCUGACUACUUGUGAUUCGCUUAUGCCUGAAAACGCUUAUGGCGAAUAUGAUUUGGUUCCUGGUUUGAAGUUGCAAGUACCGCUUAGAUGUGCCUGUGCCACGAGCAAUCAAAUUGCGAAUGGCACGAAAUUUCUGCUGAGUUACUUGGUUACUUGGCAUGAUAGUAUUCCUAAACUCAGUGAGAGAUUUAAUGUUAGUGCUAGAAGUGUAGCUUAUGCAAAUGGAUUCUCUGAAGAGGAUCCUAUGCUUUAUCCCUUCACAACUAUUUUAAUCCCAUUGCCAACUGAACCUCUGAGCUCUCAAACUAUAGUUCCUAAUCCACCGGUUGUUGAUCCUCCUAUUUCUCCUAACCGGACUCCUAACCGGAGGAGCAGAAAGUGGAAGAAACUUUAUAGUGGGAUUGGAAUUGGAACUGGAAUUUCUUUGAUGGUAAUCGGUUUUAUUCUACUUGUGGUAUUUUUGCAUCGCAAGAGAAGCAUGACGAGGAAGCAUGAGGAGGGGAAAAAUAAAUGGAUACUCCCGGAAGAGCUCCUAGCUCGCAUUGGCAGAGUUGAUAAAGGUUUUGAAGUUUAUGAAUUCAAAGAGCUAGAGGCGGCUACUGAAAAAUUUAGCCCCCAGAAUAGGCUUAGUGAUUCUGUUUAUCGUGGGGUUCUUCGCGGGAAAGUUGUUGCCACUAAAAUGAUGAGCGUAGAUGUAUCUAAAGAGGUGAAUAUUCUUACAAAGAUUAACCACUUCAAUCUGAUCAGCCUCUAUGGUGCUUGCGAGUUUCGAGGAAUUUUCUACCUCAUUUAUGAGUUUAUGGAAAUUGGUUCCUUAAAAGGUUGGCUCCACCAGAAGAGUAGCUAUGGAAUACAGAGUUGGAAUUAUAGGAUUCAAAUUGCUCUGGAUGUUGCCAAUGGUCUUCACUAUCUUCAUGACUUUGCUGAUCCUCCUUAUGUGCACAAGGACAUCAACAGUGGCAAUAUCUUACUGAAUAGAGAUCUAAGGGCCAAGGUUGCAAAUUUUGGGCUUGCAAGAUCAGCAAAGCCAGGAGGAAAUACAAAUUCAACGACAGUGUUUGUUCCGGGAACAAAAGGUUACAUGGCACCAGAGUAUCGAGAAGCCAGAAGGGUAACACCUAAGAUCGAUACUUAUGCGUUUGGGGUUAUUCUGUUGGAGCUGAUUACAGGACGAGAAGCCAUUUUCAAGCACAACGGAGAAGAUGAACUACUGUCAGAAGCGGUGCUGUCAAUUAUGGAUGGAGGAAAUGCAGAAGCUAAGCUUGGUUACCUCAUAGAUCCUCGCCUGCAAGUAAGACACCCGCUUGGUUAUGUCAUAGAUCAAACUGAACUUGCAUUGCGAAUAGUAAAGCUAAGUGUAGGCUGCUUGGCACAAGAACCAGCAAGCAGGCUAAGCAUGACUAAGGUAGUUUCAACCCUAAUGAAGAUUCAAUUGGAUGUGCAGAAAUCAGAAUACUUUUCAUUGGAAUAUUAGUGUUGGGAGUGGUAUCUUUAAGUUUCUGUUUGAAAUAUUUUGCAUUUUAUGUAUAAUAUUAGACCUGUUAAU
Cornus florida is the source of this 1977-nucleotide messenger RNA. Its product is annotated as lysM domain receptor-like kinase 4. The record is from RefSeq and is a predicted model, not a curated record. Gene Ontology annotation, molecular function: protein kinase activity; ATP binding. Gene Ontology annotation, biological process: protein phosphorylation. The coding region runs from base 10 to 1905 and encodes 631 amino acids. Lineage: Eukaryota; Viridiplantae; Streptophyta; Magnoliopsida; Cornales; Cornaceae. The transcript has a single exon.